Messenger RNA from Colletotrichum chrysophilum, 1014 nucleotides. RefSeq lists its product as uncharacterized. Bases 1 to 1014 code for a protein of 337 amino acids. NCBI's taxonomy places the organism in Eukaryota, Fungi, Ascomycota, Sordariomycetes, Glomerellales, Glomerellaceae. The record is from RefSeq and is a predicted model, not a curated record. The transcript has a single exon.
AUGGCUAUUGACAACCGCUCGUCGUCAACGCCUCAAAUACUGAAGGUCAGCGAUCGAGCGGCCUGGGCCGAGGCCCUCAAGAACGAUCGGCCCGUCCUCAUUCACCUCAACGCCGAUACCACAUGGCUCAUUCAACUCCCGCAUCCUGACCCCGAGUCAGCCCCCGAUGGACGGAAGCGCUUCAACAUACUUCUCGACCCUUGGCUGCAGGGUCCUCAGUCCGAUGUGGCGUCUUGGUUCUCGACACAAUGGCAUCUCGUCGAGCCCAGUGUUAAGACCAUGGCCGAGCUGAACUCACUGCUUGCCAGCCUCGAAAACGAAUCUGAUGGAUCAGAUGAUGCUGAGAAAUCUUACAUCGAUGUAGUCACCAUUUCCCACGAAUUUACGGACCACUGCCAUCAGGCGACACUAGAGGAGCUACCCAAAUCUACACCGGUAUUUGCGACCGACAAAGCAGCCGAUCUGAUCCGGUCGUGGAAUCAUUUCGAUUCAGUUACAACAACCCCAGCAUUUUCUUCAUCAACCGAGGAGUGGAGGUCAACUCUUAGCGUCGCUGGUUUGCCAUCUUGGCUGGGUAUCGGCCGCGUCGUUACCGCAGGCAAUGCACUCUAUUACCACUCGGCCGUCAUGAUUGCCUUCGACCUUGGCAACCCAGAAACAAUACUCUACUCACCACACGGCAUCCAAGCUUCAGAUUUGACUUCCGUUCGUGAGUCGGGGUUCUCUACGUUAGCCUUACUUCACGGUCUUCACGACGUUCGCAUCUGGAUGACGAAACAGCUGAAUCUGGGAGCAUUGAAUGGUAUCAAGGCCGUCGGAGAGACUGGUGCAAAAUAUUGGAUAGCGACGCAUGACGAAGUUAAGACGGGCGGCGGUCUUAUUGCACCUCUUCUCGUGAGGACGCGAUAUACCCUCAAAGAAGCUGUCGAAGCUGAGGAAGAGCAGCUAGGGGACAAAGCUCCCGAUUAUGAGUUUGUGGAGCUGGGCUCUGGAGAUGGUCUUCUGUUGAAAUAA